AUGAGAGAAGUAGAUAGAACUAAGUCCUUAUAUCAAGCAUUACAGAAAUAUACUCAGUCUAUUUUAGAUGUUACAUACUAUAAAGAGUGUUUACUGGUUGAUGAGGACUUUCCCGAGAGUACUGCUCCUCAAUCCAUAUUAGGGAUAUUAGAUCAAUUUUCUAAUGGAAUUAAACUUUUGUGGAAAAAACACUCUGAGGUUUUAGGGAUACUAGGUGUUGAUAUGGUGGAGUGUCUACAUUGGAGAGUAGGAGCGUUGAUGUAUAUGUAUGUAAAUACUGUAAUGAAUAAUGAUAAGAGAGUUGAAAGUGCCGAUUGUAUUCGUAGUGACACACACAUGUUGGCAUUAGCAUAUGGUGGAGAAAUGUGUUAUUGGUACAUGAAAAAUGCUUCCCAAAAACACACCGCACCCACAAAAGCAGAAGCCACACCCACACAUACACUUUCAAGCAGUGAAUGCAAAUAUCCUGAAUUAUACAAAGUUAUGGAGUCUAUUUAUGGCAUGGAUUGUCCGAGUCAUUGUGGGCGUGGCAGUUUUGAUGCUGUGUCUGUUGGUACUAUGUUUUUGACACGAUAUGUUGAAGCUGCUCGUGGUACUUUACGAAUGCAGUCUUGGCAAUGUGAACGACCUGAUGAACUCUAA
Gigantopelta aegis is the source of this 642-nucleotide messenger RNA. RefSeq names its product UPF0600 protein C5orf51 homolog. Lineage: Eukaryota; Metazoa; Mollusca; Gastropoda; Neomphalida; Peltospiridae. Gene Ontology annotation, biological process: mitophagy. The record is from RefSeq and is a predicted model, not a curated record. The transcript has 5 exons. Bases 1 to 642 code for a protein of 213 amino acids.